Messenger RNA from Telopea speciosissima, 486 nucleotides. RefSeq names its product secreted RxLR effector protein 161-like. Lineage: Eukaryota; Viridiplantae; Streptophyta; Magnoliopsida; Proteales; Proteaceae. Bases 1 to 486 code for a protein of 161 amino acids. The transcript has a single exon. The record is from RefSeq and is a predicted model, not a curated record.
AUGAAGAUAAUCCCUUAUGCUUCUGCUAUAGGGAGUCUCAUUUAUGUCAUGUUGUACACUAGGCCAGAUAUUUGUCAUGCGGUAGAGAUUGUGAGCCAUUAUCCAUCUAAUCCAGGUCAAGAGCAUUUGAUUGUUGUCAAAGGGAUCCUUAAGUAUUUAAGGAGGACCAAGGAUUACUUUCUAGUUUAUGAUUGUGAUCAGCUGUCAGUUAUGGGUUAUACAGACUCAGAUUUUCAAACUAACAAAGAUGACAGGAAGUCUACAUCAGGGAUGGUUUUUAUGAUGGGUGGUAGAGCCAUAAUUUGGAGGAAUGCCAAACAAAAGUCGACAGUUGACUCCACAACUAAAGCUGAAUACCUAGCAGCUAGUGAAGCAGUCAAAGAAGGUGUUUGGCUCAAGAAAUUUUUAACUGACCUAAGGGUGGUUCCUGAGCUAGUCAAGCAUCCCAUUCCAUUGUUAUGUGAUAAUAGGGGAGCUAUAGCAUAA